GCGACCAGUCUACAAAAGGAGCAACGCGAGAACAUCGGCUUCAGAGGGCAUGGCACUUGGCUGACAAGCAUGAUGCCUAAAACGCCGUUACUGCUGUUGCAGGUUAGUUACUACUCUACGUAUCGCAGUGAUAAUAGAUGCUUGUUCGUCCUGCCAUGCCCUCGUAGAUGUUGUGCUAUUUUGGUGGAUUGCUGGUCAAUACUGCUGUUGCUGCUGAUGGCCGGGGAUGUUGAGGAAAAUCCAGGCCCAAAAACUGCUGAAAUCUUGCAGGAAAUUCUGGGAAAUCAAAAUGCAUUGGAUCGCAAGAUAGAUGAUAUCAAGAAAGAAAUUGCAGAAGUGAAUGCUAAAACUGAUAAGAUGCAAAGUGUGCUAGCCAUGUUCGACGAAAUGAAAACUAGAAUAGAUAAAUUGGAGACCACCGUACGAAAACAGUCUGAAAAGUUAAUCGAUUAUGAAAAUAGAAGCAGACGAAAUAAUCUUGUGGUGUUUGGUCUUACUGAAAGCGCGAACGAGUCUGCACAAGUGUUAAAUAAACGCGUUGUAAAUGACAUUUUUUCUAAAGUUCUUGGCAUAGAAAUCACUACAGUGGAAAGAAUUCACCGGAUUGGCAAAGUAAAUCCUGAUAGACCAAGGCCUGUGAUCUUGAAAUUUUAUGACUACAAGGAAAAGAAUACCGUCCUCAAAAGCUGCGCAAAGCUAAAGGGAACUUCAAUCAGGAUAAGUAAUGACUAUGCGAAGGAAACUGUGCUGAUACGAAAGAAGUUAUGGGAAAGUGCUGCCUUGGACAGGGGCGCAGGCGCAAAAGUAGUUCUUGUGCACGAUAAACUUCGGAUAAACGAUCAGUUAUACGCAUGGGAUGACGUCAGAAACAAGCGCUACUUGCUCUCGGGCAAACGUGAUACUGAUCAAAUGAAGCGAAGUGAGCGUGUUGUAUCAAGUAAGUCAAAUGGAUCUGAUAGCUCAUGCAGCUCAUUUGAGACACCAAAAAAAUAGCUAAGAUUGCUCUCGUUUAAUGCGCGCA
Molecule: messenger RNA, 1021 nt
Organism: Dermacentor silvarum
Lineage: Eukaryota; Metazoa; Arthropoda; Arachnida; Ixodida; Ixodidae
Product: protein unc-13 homolog C-like
Exons: 1
Coding region: 70-993 (307 amino acids)
Biological process (GO): retrotransposition
Cellular component (GO): ribonucleoprotein complex
Molecular function (GO): single-stranded RNA binding
Source: RefSeq, a predicted model, not a curated record